AUUUCCUCACUUUGGUGUGGCUGGUGCUGCUCAAUCUAGCUACUACCCAAACCGAUCCUAUUUCAACUUUUUCCACAAAGGAAGCAAAGGAAUUUAUCAAAUUAUUAUAUUGCUUGGAUAAUAUUUAUUAAGGAGCUCUUAUAUACAAAGGAACAUCUUUUCAAGUCAAUGUUCUAACUGCCUAAUAGGAUCACAGGAAUAAUCUCUUGCCUCUUGGCACACCACCUGCUGUUGAAGUUGAUUUUAGAUUUUUUAAUCAAGGACUGCAAAAUGGUGGACAGUGUUGUUAGCUUUGCUUUGGACAACUUGUCGCGGUUGCUUGUUAGUGAAGUGACGUUACUAUCGGGUGUGAAGGAUCAAGUCAGGUCCCUAUGCGAUGAACUGAAGUUUAUGGACAUUUUCAUCAAGAAUUCUGAGGGAAAACGCAACGAUCCAUUGGUGAAAGAAGUGGUGAACCAGAUCAAAGAUGCAGCAUAUCAAGCUGAAGACGUGGUAGACACCUAUGUCGUUAAUGCCAAUAAACAAAGAAGCAGAAAUAUGUUGAGCAAGUGCUUCCACAGCAAAGGCCAUGUGAUGAUGCUCCAUGAGGUGAAUGAUCAGAUCACCACCAUCAAGAGAAGAAUCGAUGAGAUCUAUCAAAACAAGUCCAAAUAUGGCAUUCAACAAGAUGAUUUUGAAAGUCAUGCGGGAAACAAAGAAUUUGCAGAAGACUCGUUGAUUGCGAGAAGGAGGGAUGUGGAAGAAGAGGAGGUAGUAGGUCUGGUGUAUGAUUCCGAUGAGGUGAUUAGCCAACUUGAGGGAGGAGAUUCGAGUCAUAGAGUUGUUUGCAUAACAGGCAUGGGUGGUUUGGGAAAGACCACUCUUGCUCGAAAGAUCUACAACAACGACAAGAUCAAGAGCAUGUUCCCGUGUUGUGUGUGGUGUUUUGUGUCCUACAAUUACAGAGCUCAAGAAUUAUUAAUGAGUCUUUUGAAGCUUUUGAAUUUACCUGCAGAGGAGUAUAAAGAUUUAACUGAUCAAGCAAAAAUGAAAAGAAAGGUCAGAGAACGCAUGAGUGGAAAGAAAUACCUGGUAGUCCUAGAUGACAUCUGGGAAACUCAAGUGUGGAAUGAUUUGCAAGGAGCCUUUCCCGAUGACAACAAUGGUAGCAGAAUAUUGAUAACCACACGUGUGAAGGAUAUUUCUCACUAUACAAGAGCAACCUUUACUUACGAACUUCCAUUUCUUAAUGAAAGUCAAAGUUGGGAACUGUUCUGUAAAAAGGUGUUUUGCAAAGAAAAAUGUCCUCACGAACUUGAAGUUCUUGGUAGAGAAAUGGCUAAAGCCUGUAAAGGUUUGCCACUUGCCAUCGUUGUGUUGGCAGGUAUGGUUGCCAAAAAAGAGAGGUCACCAAGAGAAUGGCUUAAAAUCAAGAAUCAUGUUUCUUGGUAUCUUGCUCAGGAGGAAGAAUAUCGAAUUGUGACCAAUAUUCUGAAGCUUAGCUAUGAUGACCUUCCCCAAGCAUUAAAGCCAUGCUUUCUUUAUUUGGGAGUGUAUCCUGAAGAUUAUGAAAUCCAUGUGAGAAGAUUGUGUCAACUGUGGAUAGCUGAAGGGUUCAUUCAGAAAAAAGAAGUUGGACCAUCAAAUUCACCAGAAGUAGAAGAUAUUGCUGACAUGUAUUUAGAUAAGCUGGUGGAACGGAGCUUGGUGCAAGUGGCAAGUAGGAGGACUGAUGGGGGUGUGAAGACAUGUCGAGUCCAUGAUCUUCUUCGUGACCUAUGCAUUUCAGAGAGUAGGGAAAAUAAAUUUAUGGAAGUGUGCACAAAUUUGGAUGCUAUCAAGUGUAAUUCUCGUAGGAUGUCUCUCCAGUAUAGAGGAGAACUGAGGCUAACCGAAGAUAACCAAUCAUCUGCACGCUCUCUGCUUCUGUUUGGUGAAAGCACUUUCUGGGAGAAUGAAUCAGAAGGGUGGAAACAGAUGUGGAAUGGCUUCAAGUUGGCUCGUGUAUUGGACAUGAACCAAGUGAGGCUAUGUUUAUCACCUCGUGGAUUGACGACAUUGAUCCAUCUAAGGUUUUUGAAAGUUACAGCAUCUUCUAGAAGAAUUGGAGAUGAUGUUUUAGCUUCUAUAUGCAACCUUUGGAAUCUAGAAACGCUAUACUUAUGGAUUCAAGAGUCUAUUACUCUACCAAACAAAAUAUGGAAACUCAAGUCACUCAGGCAUAUAUACGUAUGUUUAGCGCCAGCAUCAAUGUCAAGGAUGAAAAUCGGAGAAACAAAGGUGGAGAAUCUUCAAACACUGCAUGCAAUCUUUCUUAAUGCAAGAACAGCAAGCGUCCUAAACAAGGGCAUGUUCCCCAACUUGACCAAAUUAACUUUGUUUGGGGCGAUAGAGCUGCCAGAAAAAGAAUUCUUAGAGAACAGUUUGCAGUGCCUAAACAAACUCCGAACGCUAAAGCUACUUGGCAUCGCGAAGCUUCCAUUAGAUCCGAAUGCGUAUCCUACAAGUCUUACCAAGAUUACCAUAUCCUUUGCUCAGCUGGAUGCAAGAAUGAUAAAGACCCUGGGACAGCUAGCCAACCUGCAAAUCUUGAAACUCGUUGACGGAACCAUAGAUGGCGAUGUUAAUUGCGUAGCUGGUGACUUCCCACAGCUUCAAGUACUACAUGUGAGGGACGUUCAACUGGAUGGCAGGUGGAAAGUCGAGGAAGGAGCAAUGCCUCAGAUUCGAUAUUGCAACCCCCCUCACAUCCUUGACUAAGAGUGAUGAGGUUAUA
Messenger RNA from Arachis ipaensis, 2755 nucleotides. The record is from RefSeq and is a predicted model, not a curated record. NCBI's taxonomy places the organism in Eukaryota, Viridiplantae, Streptophyta, Magnoliopsida, Fabales, Fabaceae.